AUGUUGACACUUUUAUUAUUACAGGUUCCUGGAAGUCAACAUGAAUGGAAUAACAUAAUGGAAGACUACUAUAGAUUAUGGAACUUUCCAAACUGUUGUGGUGCAAUGGAUGGAAAAUUGGUGAAUAUAAGAUGCCCAGGAAGUUCAGGCUCUGAAUAUUUCGACUACAAAAAGAAUUUUAGUAUUCAUCUAUUUGCAGUAGUAGAUGCGAAUUAUAAUUUUAUUUAUAUAGAUGUUGGGACAAACGGAAGGGCAAAUGAUGCAUCCGUCUUUAAUAAAUCAACACUGAAUGAAGCUUUGUUGUCGAAUCUUCUAAAUUUCCCAAAGGAAGGCGGAAUCGUCGCAGAUGAUGCCUUUCCUUUGCGGACGGAUGUUUUGAAACCAUAUAAUACUAGAGGAGAGUUUGGCGAUAAACAAAAAAUAUUUAACUAUCGGCUGUCAAGAGCUCGACGAGUGGUCGAAAACUCUUUUGGAAUAUUAGUAUCAAAAUUUCGAAUCUAUGAAAAGGCGAUUCCAUUGUCAGUGCAAAAAGUUGAACAACUUGUUAAAACGACGUGUGCAUUACAUAAUUGGCUCAGAAAAACUACAGUGGACUACGUGCAACAACGAUCACUGGAAACUGAGGAUUGGGUCACAGGGUCCAUUGUACCUGGAGAAUGGCGAGAAGUACCAUAUUUAGCAUUAAGCGAUUUACCACCAACCAAUGCAAGAAAUCAUAGUGAAAAUGCCCGCCGCGUGCGUGACGUAUAUGCAGAAAAGUUUGUCACUUCAUGCACUGUACCAUGGCAAUGGAACAUGAUAAGAAGAAUAUGA
This is a messenger RNA of Pieris macdunnoughi, 813 nucleotides long. NCBI's taxonomy places the organism in Eukaryota, Metazoa, Arthropoda, Insecta, Lepidoptera, Pieridae. The record is from the annotation of a GenBank genome assembly.